Molecule: messenger RNA, 11309 nt
Organism: Doryrhamphus excisus (bluestripe pipefish)
Lineage: Eukaryota; Metazoa; Chordata; Actinopteri; Syngnathiformes; Syngnathidae
Gene: nsd1b
Product: nuclear receptor binding SET domain protein 1b
Cellular component (GO): nucleus
Molecular function (GO): histone methyltransferase activity; protein binding
Source: RefSeq, a predicted model, not a curated record
AGAGGAGGUGGAGGGGGGUGAGUGCUUCUCGGCUCAGGAUCCGGGCCUAGUAGUGCCGGCGGCAGGACUCUCCCUCAUCCGCUGUCAAAAACCUGGGAUUUGCCUCAUUUGGGGGCCAAAAUGCAGACGGCGAGGCUCUUCUUGAAGGUGGUCGACAUCGGAAUGGGAGGAACAAUGCCAGCAUGAGUGGGCCCCAUGCAGGCCCAAGCCAGACGUCCAGCUGCCCUUUGACCCCUGCCCCUGACCUCUCUCCCUACUCCCAUAACAAUAACUCCCGCCCAACCAUGUCUGCCACCUCCUCCCUACAGCGUGUCUAUGGAUUUGUGCAAGGGGACCCGUCACCCCCUUCCUCCACCUACAGCCCCCUCAGGAGACUGCAGCAUCUCACCACCAUGGUCAGCCAGCCCGACCUGGUCCUUCCGGCCCAGUCGGGUAAGAGCUGGGAGUGGGCAUCCAAUCAGAAGGCACCAGAGCGGGACUCCUGGGCCGGUAGCAGGGAUUAUUAUGGUGCCUCCUUCACAAAAAGAGAGGAGAAACAACAGGAGGUCCAAAGUGGUGAAACUAAGGAUGCACCGUUAGCUAGCUGUAGCAGUCCUAGCACGUCCGAGAGGAAAACGGAAGGUGCUUUGUCUUGUCCGCCGAGUCCAGCCUUCUCUCUGGAUAGCAACAGCCCGUUUGCAAAUGGUCUUCUGCACUUUGAGUCCUCCUUGUUUGAGGAUGAGGACAACAACGUUGAAGAGCAGCAGCAGACUUUCCCGACCAUCUCUGACUCGUGCAAUAAACACGAGACAGCAAGGAGUGAGAUCCAAUCCAUCCCUCCCGACUCUAAGGAUCUAAAUGUUUCAUCAGCAAAGGUCAUCACUCGAUCACAGUCGUCAGGCCUGCGACGAAGGUACUGGGAUGGUUCCGAGGACGAGUGGGAGAGUGACACUGAGCUCUUCCUGUUUGAAGAUAUGUCCUCCAGACAUUUGACGCAGAACGAUAUGAAGAGAAGUUCCGUGCCACCCGUGAAGUUUUUAGAGGGCGAGCUCAUUUGGGCAAAGUUCAACCGACGACCGUGGUGGCCCUGCGAGGUGAUCGUUGACCCUGCGCUGGGAGUCUAUCACAGGGUCAAAGAGCCCAGCGAUCGUCCCUGUCGACUCUACCAUGUCAGGACUUUUGGGGAGCCGGAGGAGCAAGCCUGGGUGGAGGAUAAAUCAACUCAUAUCUUCCAUGGAGGCUUUCAGUUCGAACAGCUCGCUCAACUGCGUCGUAAGGGGAAACAAAGAGCGCACAACCACAAAUACACUAUUGCAAAACGUUUUGAGGCGUCUUGGCAAUCCAGUGUGAAUGAAGCUGAAAUUAUUCUCCAGCAGAGACCCAACAUAGUCUCUUUGUCUAUAGACAAUGCCUUCCAGGAGAGUCCUACUGCAGUAAAAAAGGCCAGCCCCCAUAUUUCUCCUUCCAUGCUGCCAGUGACCAAUCUUCCUGAAAAAUCGCACAUAAUCAAUGGAUCAAUAUCUUCUCCUAUAGAAACACAAACUAAGCACGGCACUUUAAAGAAAUCUUCUAGUAAGAGAAAAGAUGGUGAUUCAUCAAAGAAGUCUAAAAAGAUACACCAUAAUAGCCCAUCACAUAGAAAUGUGGAGUGCCCUUAUUCAGAUCUUGACUCGGUCCCUAAAAUUUUGUGUCCUAAAGCACUUGAACGUCAGUCUAAGUUGACUCAACUGCCGACUAAUGUCGCCAAAGAGGAAAAGAAACAUCCAGAAAUACAAAGUGGUCUGUGGUUCAGCAAAUCGGGCAAAGACAGGCGACCUAAAACUGUUGGUCCAGUGCCAGAUCGUACCCUUUUCACCAAGGUGCUCAGUAAGAAAAAGACCUCUGUUAGUAGUAAAAAGAUUGCGGCCCCUGGUGGUCCUGCCUCCAGUGGGGCACCGGGUGGUCAGUCUGAGGCGGUACUUGUUGAAACAAAGCUUAUAUCUGAGAAAUUGGAGCAUAUGAACUCAUAUGAAAACAUCACUGUAGUUAAUACACCUUUUGGAAGCCCUGCUGAGUUGGUGUCACAAAAACAGCAGAACCCAGUGGAUUCUUCUGAUCUUAAAGGAUUGUCGCAAAAGCAGGAGUCCAUGGAUUCUUCUGGAUCUCCAGGAUUUUCACAAAAGCAGGAAGCCAUGGAUUCUUUUGUCUCUCCUGGAUUGUCAAAGAAGCAACAGUCUGUGACUUCUUCUGGAACUCAAGGUUUCUCAGAGAAACAGGAAUCUGAUUCUUUGGGCUCUUGUGGAUUAUCUCGAAAGCAGGAAACCGUGUGUUCAUCAAAACCUCAAAGACUGUUACAGAAGCAAGAGUUGGUGGAACCUUCUGAAUCUCGAGGAUUGUCUCAAAAGCAGGAGUCUGUGGUUUUUGCAACAUAUGAAGGAUUGUCACAGAAGUCGGUGUCUUCUUCCAGACUUCGACAAUUGUCAGAGAAGGAUUCAGUAGGUUAUUCUGGAUCUGGAAGACUGUCACAGAAGCAGCAGUCUGUGGCAUCUUCUGAAACUCAAGGAUUGUCGCAAAAGCAAGAAUUUGUGGCUACUUCUAAAUCUCAAAAACUGUCAUCAGGGCAGGAGUUGGAUUCUUUCAGAUCUCAAGGAUUGUCACAGCAGUCCAUGGAAAAUUCUCAACCUCAAAAAUCAUCAAAGAAACAAGUGUAUGUGGAUUCUUGUGGACCUCAAGGAAUCUCACAGAAGCAGGAAUCUGCAGAUCCUUGUGAACCUCAAAGCCUGUUACAGAAACAGGGUUUUGUGGGUUCUUUGGACUCCAGAGGAUUAUUGCAAAAGAAGGUAUCUGUGGCUUCUUUGACACCUCGAGGUUUGUCACAGAAGCAGAAGACCAUAGCCUCUUCUGAUCCUAAAGGAUUGUCUAAAAAGCAGGAGUCAGUGGCUUCUUCAAAACCACAAGUAUUGUCACAGAAACAAGAGUCUAACUCUCGAGGAUUGUCAAAGACGCAGGAGGUCAUAGAGCAUUCUGGACCUCGAGUGUUGUCACAAAAGCAAGACUCUGUGACUUCUUCUGGGCCUCAAGGAUUGUCACACAAGCAGGAGUUGGUGGCUUCUUCAAAAACUCGAGGACUGUCGCACAAGCAGGAGUCUGCAACUUGUUCUGUGCCUCAAGGGCUGUCACAGAAGCUGGAAUCUGUGGACUCUCACGGACCAUCUGAGAACGGUGACUAUUUAAGUGGUAGGCAAGUCAGUCCUAAUUCUACAGACUCUGCUAGUGUAAAGUCUAAUCCACCAAAUAGUGCAUAUGGUAAAAACACCAGCAAGAAGGCCAAUUACAAGAAUGUCGGUGAAAUUGACCACUGUAAAGUAAGGGAGGUUAAAAAGAUUGCCGUACCGAGUUCUAAGCAGGCAGAAGGAAAGGAAAGCCGUGCCAAGACCAAGGCCACAUCAAACGUUGAAUCAACAGCUCUCCAGGCAAAAUUGGAUCUCCAAAAAUCUCUGAUCGCCCAAUGUAAGAUGCCCUUUGUCAAAUUGAUACGCAAAGAGAUAGACAUCAAGAAAAUCCUUAAUUCCAAAGUAACUAUUGGUCCCAAUGACCAAAUUGGACAUGCAAAAAGUAAGGCAACCUCAGAUGAAACUGUUGACACGUCCGCUGAGUCAGACAUAUUGGACAAAGGGUCAAGUGGCAUAAAUAAAGUAGACAAAAAUGCUUUGAAUGUUGACAGUUCAGAAAUCGAAACUGUGUCAGUGAAAGUCUCUGAAGAAAAGGGAGCGAUUGUUACUGCAGCCAAAACCAUUUCUUCCGAACCUUCGCAAAGCCCACAUCAACAAGAUACUUCUGUCUCAAUUGUGGUUCAAAACACAACCCCUCCAUCCUCUCAGUUAGAUCAAUCUUCAGUUUCUCUCUGUAACCAAGUGCCCCAAGAACCAUCCCCUGAGACAACUACUCUUAAAUUGAAGCCUGUUCCAGGAACUUUGCCUGAAGUUCUAUCACAAGAUCCGCCUGCUCACCUUCCAGCCAGCAAUCGGCUGAUGACGCGAGCACUGAAGACCCUGAGGGUGCUGCAAAAGCAGAAACAGAGAAAAGCCAGAAGGAAGGCUGGGCAGAAAAAACUUUUACAUCGUACCAAAAACGUGGUAGACCCCUCUCAGAACACUUUUAAUCCAGAAAACAUUUUGGACCUUUGCACCACCACAGCAAAGUCCAAGUCUGAUCACGAGGCCAACGAUGAAGACACCGUUUCUAGCUGUUGUACCCCGCCUUUGAUGUUCCAGGAUUCUGUUGGAGUCAAGAGUGAAGAGGAGGACCAUUCUCUGUCUUCAACGUCUCCAAUGGACUUCAUACCCCUCACUUCCAACAUGAAGGCAAAAGAGGUGGAUCAGACCUCUUUAUCUUUGCCUCUCUCACCCUUUUCUUUUAUGAAUGCCUUCAAAAAUGUGAAAGAGGUGUCCUUCCAGUCCUUGACGGAUAAGGCUAACGGCAAGCCCCUCCCCUUCAAGCCAGACAUGAACUACAAAUUCAGCACUUUUCUUAUGAUGCUCAAAGAUGUGCAUGAUACCCGGGAGAGAGAUGGGGCCCCUUUAGAACUGGAGAUUGGUCCACCGAGUUCGCAUGUCAAGGAAGAGCCCUCUGUGAUGCCUGGCAUGGCUGCACUCAUAGGCCUGGAUCGAGACGUGAAUGGCCUGGACAAACACACAUAUUUGGAUACAAGUCAAAGGCAUGUCUCCAAAGGGCCUUGCAACAGAAUUAGUAGUUCUUCCUGGAUGAAGAAGAAAGCUAACCGUAAAGUGCCUUGUCGCCCUGAGAGGUCUGGACCGGGCUACCCAGGAGUAAGAGACUUGCUAGGAAUGGACUUUUCUUCUGUCCUGGAUUACUCUGCCAAGGUCCAGUCCUUGCUGGGCGUGCAGGCCUGCCAGUGGGAAGGGCAGGCUGGGGGUGAUGAAGGAAUGUUGAGGUGGAGCAGAGACUUCGGAGCGAUGAAUGGCUUCGUUUCCGACUGUACAGACGCCAAAUCUAGCCUGAGCUGCAACACUGGAGAAGGCGACGAUGCUUCAUCAGCACAUAAAAGAAUUAGAAAACCAAGCAAGAGGCUCCUAGAAUGGACUGAAGAAUACGACCAGAUAUUCUCAAGGAAGAAAAAUAAAAAGCCUCUACCAUCAGUUACAAUGACCAACCAAGCACUUUCGCCCACGUCCAAAACGUCAGCACUGGCCAAGAAUGCACUUGAUUCCCCUUCCUUGAAUGCACUACCUGAGAUACAGACGCCACCUCCAGAAGAAAUCACCCUAACCACAGAGCUACAAAUUCCCAGGGCCGAAAACUCGUCCCCACGGGAAGCACAAGUGCUUUCCAUCGACACGCUAACACCACCUCCUGAAACCGAAGCUGAACCAUUGCAGUCUACAGACCCUGUCAAAGACUACACACACGGUGCAUUGCUACAGAAGAAGCGCAAAAGGAAACCCACGCCGAAGAUUCUGGAAUAUUCCCUUGAAGCUGAGGCCUCAGUGGGCCCAAAGAAGAAGGUCAAAACAGUGAAGAACAGCUCCAGUCCUGCUCCUCAAGCAGCUUAUCCAGAGCCUACUCCACCACCCAUGAAACCAAAAAGUAGGCAAUCUCCCCCGCCUGCGAGCCCGGAAGUCUCCACUUUUUCGCCCACCCCUUCCACUUUGACACCAACCAGCACUCCACUGGUACCAACGGCAUCUGAACCCAAACGGGUGGACCCGACAAUAGCAGACGUUGAUGCUACUCGACUAGAAGACGCUAAAUACACAACAGAGUCAGAGGGUGAAGCAUCCAUGUUGGAUCAGAGCUUCUCUUCCACUAAAGACGACUCGUCGCUGUGUGAUGAUCCACUCGCACCUUCCAGGAAGAUCAUCGGGGACAGAGGAGGCCCCGCUUCCAUGAAGGAGAAUGUCUGUCAGGUGUGUGAGAAGACCGGGGAGUUGCUGCUGUGUGAGGGUCAAUGUUGUGGAGCCUUUCACCUUGCCUGCAUUUCUCUGGCCGAGGCCCCCAAAGGGAAGUUUGUGUGUCCGGAGUGCAAAUCAGGAAUCCACACCUGCUUUGUCUGCAAGAAGCGCAGCGAGGACGUGCGGCGCUGCAUGAUCCCCAUCUGCGGCAAGUUCUACCACGGCGAGUGCAUCGCCGCCUACGCCCCGACCGUGCCAGUCAACCGAGGUUUCCGCUGCUCCAUCCACGUUUGUCUCACGUGCUUCAUCGCCAAUCCCACCAGUCCCUCUAGCUCUAAAGGACGUCUUGUGCGCUGUGUCCGCUGCCCGAUCGCGUACCACGCCAAUGACCUCUGUAUGGCGGCCGGCUGCGUGGUGCUCUCCAGCAAUAGCAUCAUCUGUCCCAACCACUUCACCCCGCGACGGGGUGUCAAGAACCAUGAGCACGUCAAUGUCAGCUGGUGUUUUGUUUGCACAGAAGGGGGAAGUCUGCUGUGCUGCGAGUCCUGCCCCGCCGCCUUCCACCGCGAGUGUCUGAACAUUGAGAUGCCCAAAGGCAGCUGGUACUGCAACGACUGCAAGGCCGGGAAGAAACCUCACUACAACGACAUUCUGUGGGUCAAGGUUGGACGCUACAGGUGGUGGCCUGCCGAGGUUAGCCAUCCCAAAACCAUCCCAGAGAACAUCCAGCGUAUGCGGCACGACGUGGGCGAGUUCCCCGUUCACUUCUUUGGCUCCAACGACUACCUGUGGACCUACCAGGCUCGUGUCUUUCCUUAUAUGGACGUGGAUGCCAACAGCAAGGAAAAGAUGGGCAAGGGUGUCGACGCCACUUAUAAGAAAGCUCUGGAAGAGGCGGCGGUGCGUUUUCGUGAGCUUCAAGCUGAGAAGGAGCUUCGGCAGCUUCAGGAGGACAGAAAGAAUGACAGGAAGCCUCCGCCGUACAAGCAUAUCAAGGUGAAUCGGCCAAUAGGGAAGGUUCAGAUAAUCACUGCUGACCUAUCAGAGAUCCCACGCUGCAACUGCAAGGCCACAGACGAGAGCCCAUGCGGGAUGGACUCGGAGUGCAUCAACCGCAUGCUCCUGUACGAAUGUCACCCGCAGGUGUGCCCAGCAGGCGAGAAGUGCCUGAACCAGGCGUUCAGCAGGCGUCAGUACAGCCAGGUGGAGAUCUUCAGGACGCUGUCUCGAGGCUGGGGUCUACGGUGUGUCCACGACAUCAAGAAGGGUCAGUUUGUGAGCGAGUACGUCGGGGAGGUGAUCGACGAGGAGGAGUGCAGGUCGAGGAUCAGACACGCACAGGAACACGACAUCUGUAACUUCUACAUGCUAACUUUGGACAAGGAUCGCAUCAUCGAUGCUGGACCGAAGGGCAACGAGGCUCGUUUCAUGAACCACUGCUGCCAACCCAACUGUGAGACCCAGAAGUGGACGGUGAGCGGCGACACGCGCGUUGGUCUCUUCGCCCUCGUCGACGUGCCAGCGGGCACUGAACUCACCUUCAACUACAACCUGGAGUGUUUGGGGAACGGCAAGACGGUUUGUAAAUGUGGCGCGUCCAACUGUAGCGGCUUUCUCGGUGUCAGGCCAAAGAACAACCCGCCUUCAGAUGACAAAGGACGCAAGCUGAAAAGGCGUGGCCACGGCAAGCGGAAGAAGAAGGUGGUGGUGACUAAGGAGCGAGAGGACGAGUGCUUCAGCUGCGGAGACGGGGGACAGAUGGUUUCCUGUAAGAAACCCGGCUGUCCCAAGGUCUACCACGCCGAUUGCCUCAACCUCACCAGGAGGCCUGCGGGACGCUGGGAAUGUCCGUGGCACCAGUGUGACGUCUGCGGCAAGGAGGCGGCGUCCUUCUGCGAGAUGUGCCCCAGCUCGUACUGCGGCCAGCACCGUGAGGGCCUGCUCUUCAUCUCCAAGCUGGACGGCAAGCUGUCCUGCAGCGAGCACGACCCCUGCGGACCAGACCCCCUGGAACCGGGGGAGAUCCGCGAGUACAACCCCCAGUCCAGGGGCCUGACGUCGGGCUUGGGAAUGGCCGUCAUCACCCCAUCUGCUCCCGGUGUCUCAGCGGGUGCGAGCCCCGCCCCCAGCAGGGUUCAGGAUGUCAGUGCCGCCCCUGGAGGCUGCAUUUCCGAGUCAUUUCCUGCCUUUUCCAUCCCGGUACCCAUCACUAUUCCUGUCUCCACACCUACCACCUCACCUCCAUCCAGCAGCAUGUUUGACCUCCCGCAGUACUCGCCCAUCUCCUCCUAUGAGGAGGACAGGGACGUCCUGGAGGAGGAGGAGGAGGAGGAGCUGUUGGAAGAAGAUGAAGAAGAGGACGAGGAGGAAGAGGAUAGAGAAGCAGGAAGGCAGGAGAAUGAGGAGGAAGAAGAAGAGGAGGAUGCAGCUUUGGAAUACCUCGAGAUCAGAGACGAUGAGGAUGAGGAUGACUGAAGUUGUGUAUUCUAGCAGGUGUGUAUUGACCACAAUGCAAUCUCUGCUUCUACUCUUCUGGUUCCUUUACAGACUUCUACGCCACCUUUGACCCCUUCAAGUGUAAAAUAGUUUCAUCCGCAUGGUCUUUCCUCAUUCCAGCUGUCAAACAUGCUCACAACAUUAGGUACACCUCAUCAGAUCCAGUACAAGAGCUUGGAAGUGUUGUUUACCAGAAAUACCUCCAGCCGGGGCUUUUAUUGACCUUAUCUUUUAACUUUCAUCAUAAUUUGGAGUGCAUGAGACAACGUGGCUGUCUCGUGGUCGAUUUAUUCACAAGAAUAUUGCACAACACAGCAGCAACACAACUGAUGUUGUAAUGGCGGUAAGCAGCCAGCAGGUCAUUGUACAGUACGGUCAAUGUAACGUGCAUGACUUUCACACCCAUAGCUGAGCGGCAACAUUUUAAAGCGCACGAAGAGGCAGAUGUUGACCACUCUUCAUACUUCAAACAGUAUUUCCCACAGACUGCAAUCUAAUUGUAGUGGAGUGACAUGACGAUGACAUCGGCAAGUAAUUUGCAUAAUUGGCCAUGUUGCAUUUGCAUGUAGGGUCCCUCGACACAUCUCGCUUUGAAUUUUGCGGCUUCACUAUCAUGUUUUGUCAAAAAUGUAGUCAUGAAUCAUCGUUAUUGUGGUUGACUAGGGCCUAUUAUUAGUAAAAAAAAAUGAAUGUAUGUAAUUUGUACAUAUUUUUGGCCUAAAUUCAGCAUUUUCCAAGCAUAAAAAUUACUAAGUGAUCUAAAAUAUUAAUAUUAUACUUGGGAAAUAUGAGUGUAAAGAUGAUUAUUUCAUGUCGAGGGUGCUCUGUCCAUCCAACCAUCCUCUAUACCGUUUAUCCUCACAAGGGUUGCGGGUAUGCUGGAGCCUAUCCCAGCUGACUAUGGGUGAGAGGCGGGGCACACCCAGGACUGGUCGCCAGCCAAUCACAGGGCACAUAUAGACAAACAACCAUUCACACUCACAUUCAUACCUAUGGACAAUUUGGAGUCACCAAUUAACCUAGCAUGUUUUUGGAAUGUGGGAGCUAGAGUACACACAGGGAGAACAUGCAAAUUUCCCAACAGAGAUUCAAACCUUUCAGAUCUCCUGACUGUGUGGCCAACAUGCUAACCACUUACCCAAUGUCAUAGCACGGCCGCCUGUGAGUGCUUUUAGAUGGGGAGUAACCCACAGCAUUCCCUGCUGCACGUUGAGAAGAGCAAUAAAUGCUCUCAUGUCAGUCUUCACAACUCUUUUUUUGAAGAAGAAGAGUAUCUAGUUCUUGUAUUCUCUUUCUGUAUCUGGUCCUAUGGUCUUAAUUACUAGCUAAAUAUAGCGACAAAAUCACUAAGGUGGCAACGCUCAUCCUUCCUGCUACAUUAUCUUACUCCCUGGCAGAUCAGGUGCAUAUUUGGUGUGUUAAUCAGCAGAGUUACAAUGCACACAUUCACCUACUGUACUGUACAGAAUUGUACUGACAACUUCCAUUUGCAGACAGUCCCAUUAUAGUGUGUUUAAGAGCAAAGUUGAACAGGUAGCACCAUUUUUUUAAUGAACGCCACAAGAUGGCAGUAGCCGCAUUUGACCACCAAAAAAAAAACCUACAUCAGGAGGUUGCCUACAACCACAGCAGUUAAUGCUCAUGUUUUUUGACACUCGCAGAUUAAAGAUCCUGGCGGUUUUUGCAGACCACAUAGGCUGUAAUUGAAUAGGGGCAUUAAUUGAAGCAUUUGCAAGUCAACUGGGAUAGGCUCCAGCUCCCCACCAUCAUUAGUCAUUUAAGCGGUCGAGAGAAUGGAUGGAUUUGUUUAUAUUAAAUCUUAUCUUAUUAUAAAAAUGAUUGAAGUUUAUAAAUGAGUAUGUUUAUUUGAAGUUUAAUACAUCAGUAUAUUUAUUUUAUUCAUUGAAGUAAAUGUAUAUGCUUAGUUUUAUUAUUGUGGCUGUACAGUACUGUAGUGCAGAAGCGCAUUGCAUCAUACUAAUGUGUAGCUGUCUAAGGUACGGUGCUACAGCUCUUGUAUUGGAUCCCUGCUUUGGAUGAGAAGGUGUAUUCAUCAAGUAGCAAUCACACUUUUGUUGUUUUUUUUAAAUCAUGGACUGUUUUAGAGACUACGUGUCAUUGUUACAGGACACUCUAUGCUUAGUAAUGACAACACUAGUGGACGUUUUGGACCGCAGGUUCACGCUGAUACCUGACCAAUUUCCCACGCGAUCCACGUGUGUCGGAGUGAAACACUCAACGCCAGAGGAAGGACAGUUCUCGGGAUUGUUGGGUUAUUUUCGGUCGGGAUACACUUGUGGACAAAAAUCUUGGGACACAUCCAUUGUUGACUUAUUCAAUAUGGGACAAAAGUCACGCUCAAAAGACUGGGAACAAUCAUAUGUUUCACUUCCUGGAUGUGUCCCAAUACUUUUGUUCCACACAGUGUCUCACCCCCCCCCCCCCCCCAAACUGAAGGAUGUUUUCAGAGAAAAAGAAAAAGACAGUCCGCGGUCUUAACACUGAAACGCAGCAGCUGUGUGUAAGCUGUAGUCGGUUUAUUUAUAUAUUACUGUGACGUGACCACACAACAACCAUGGCGCUUCUAAGUGUGUAUGUGUGUAUGUAUGUGUCCAACGUGUGUUUUGUCCUAAAUAAGUAUUUAGUGUGUGCGUGUGUCAUCUUACAGCCUUAAAGUGUCUUUUUUUCCCCUGAGACAUUUUGAAGCCGAUUAAUUCUAAACUUUUUACAGUGGCCCAGUCACACCUCAUUGCUCAUUGUAAUUAGCAGCGCUUCCAUCACACAAAAGUACUAGUCAACAGUAUACAGUACAGAUAUAUACAGUAUAUAUAAGAUGUGAAAUAAGCACUUUGUACCAGCAUAAUUUCUUUUCUUGUUUUUCCUCCCUGCUCCAACAUGAAGCCAAAUAAAAGUAGUACAUCUGCAAGUGGCAAAUUCCAAUUA